UGUAUCUCUUUCGAACAUUAUAGAAGUAUAAAAUCCCACACAUGAACAAGGAUUGUAGAAGACAAAUAUUUUUGUACCACAGAUAUUAAAUAAACAAACAAAAAAAAGCACACAAAACAUUUAAGAAAGACAUAAAAAAUAAGGACUUUUAAUGCAAAGUUGCAUUAGAAGUUCAUUAAAGUGUCAUUAUUUACGGAAUCGGACUUCAUGACAUAAUUAUUCAUGAAGACUCCUUCGUGCUCAUCCCAUCAUGUCCUGUCAGUCUUAUACACAUCGCUAUUGAAAUAAAGUCUUACCCACAAGUUUGGAGUUGAACUUCUCUCGCAUGAGUGCUUGAUGGAAACCAGUGGUAUCGACUUUAGGUUGCGUGGUUGUUCUCGCGCGCACACAGGUCAGAGAUUACGUGUCUGGAAAUCCACGUGGAAACAGUGGUUGAAUGCCGCUUUAACAGACUCGUAAUUACGCACAGCGUGGCACCGGCGCUCUCCUGGGACUUCUCCCUUUUUAAAAGUACUUUUUAACUGCUUGUGUGAGCGUGUGUGUCGGGGCGUGGCUCCUGUGUGAAAGUGAUCCUCCUCCCUCCUCGCCCUCUCUCGCUUUCUUCUCUGCAUGAAAACCUCUGUGUGAGGGAAGUUGUGUGACACACUGUUGCCAACACCGCCGGACAUACAGAUGCUGCUCGGUCGCUCCUCUGCUUGUGUGAGGACAUCCAGAAGCGAUGCGUGAUCUCAUUAAGCAGAUGGCACCUCCUGCAGCCACUUGUGGAGUAUUGCUGGAUUACAGCACACAGACUUGUUGCCUUCUCUGGGACUAGAGGCGUCGCGGAUGACCGUCACUGAUGUAACCCACCUGCAGAUUUCAGGCCGGACGCACUCUACUGAGAUGAAUGCACUAUACAUCGCUAUUGAAGCAGUGAUCGCUGUCCUCUCCAUAUGCGGCAACGUGCUGGUGUGCUGGGCUGUGGCGAUCAACAGCACGCUGAAGAACGCCACCUUCUACUUUCUGGUGUCUCUGGCUGUGGCUGACAUCCUAGUCGGCUGCCUCGCCAUCCCCUUCGCCAUAAUCAUCAGCGUCGGCUUGUGCCUGAACUUUUACGGCUGCCUCUUCCUCGCCUGUUUCGUCUUGGUACUCACUCAGAGCUCCAUCUUCAGCCUGCUGGCCAUCGCGAUUGACAGAUAUCUGGCGGUGAAGAUCCCACUGAGGUACAAGGAGUUGAUGACGGGGAAGACCGCCAGAAAGAUAAUAGCUAUUUUAUGGAUCCUCUCCUUUGUCAUCGGUCUCAUUCCCUUCUUUGGGUGGAACUUGAAGAACUCAAGUUUGGAGAACUGCAGCUCGGUCAACAGCACAAACUGCAAAGCGUGUUACUUUGAGAGCGUGGUGGACAUGCAGUACAUGGUGUACUUUAAUUUCUUUGUGUGCGUGCUGGUGCCGCUGAUCAUAAUGCUGGGCAUCUACGCGAAGAUCUUCACCGUUGCCAGGAAGCAGCUGAGGCAGAUUGAGCUCAAGUGCGUGGGCAAUGGGGACAACCAGAACAAGGGGCUGCUGCAGAAGGAGAUCCGGGCCGCUAAAUCCCUCUCCAUCAUCGUGGGACUUUUCACCAUCUGCUGGCUGCCCGUCCACAUCCUCAACUGCCUUACGCUGUUUUACGGCGAUCUGGAGAAGCCUCCGGUUGUCAUGUACGUGGCCAUCAUUCUGUCUCACGCCAACUCCGCGAUCAACCCAAUUAUCUACGCUUACCGCAUUCAGGACUUCCGGAACACCUUCCGCAAAAUCCUGGUGCGGCACUUCCUCUGCCGCAAGGAGGAGCUUUACCUCAGCUCCAACGGCAGCAGACGCAAGAGAGACCAGGUCACAGUGACCAUUGACCCUCUGCUAUAGAGGCGGAGGACUCCAUCAACGUCAAGGCGUGAGGUUUCUAAUGUUUACAGAACAAUGUGAAGAUGAACCGAUGUCAAUCCCACCUUGAAUGUAGACUUUUAUUUAUGAAUUGUAUUGGGGUGGGAUGGGGGUCUGUGAAGUAUUCAACUACAAGUCUUAAAUAACUUGUUUGUUUUUUUAUGUUGUUGUUAUUGAAGGAGUUUUGUUUAAAUAGUUGAAGCUAACUGGAUUUGUAGGACUGUGAGGAUACAAACUCAAGAUGCUAUUUAUUGUUCUGAAUUCACCCUGUUCCAACUAAACACUCCUCUUUUUGUGCCCUGCUGUUUUUUAUACUCUCGACAUUCAGUGCCAGUGUUAAAGUAAGUUAUUUAUUACAAGACCUUGUCUUUGAGAAUGUAUUGAUCAAACAAACAAACGUGAGUGUGUGCGUGUGUGGGCUACAUCUGUACUUGUGGAGCUAAAGAAAGGUUCAGUGGUAGCUAUUCUUACCUGUGGGUUUUCUGCAGCUCACAGAUCUUUGCUUCUUCUAUCUGCUGAGAGGAGGACACAUUUUCUUCAGCCUAGUUUUAUGAAUUUAAUUCGGAAGGAAGCAAUUGAGGUGAAAGUGUGUAUCUUUGCAUAUCAUUCAUUAGUACACAAUAGUUUGCUCAGACAAGCUGACCUCAUGGUUCAUUAAAAAAGCACCAAGUUUGGAGAGUGCUAAAAAUUUUCAAAUAAAGGGACAGUAUGGUCUUUUUUCAAUUGUGAGGUACUGCUUAACAGGAGUUCAUUAAAUUACAUUUAAAACAUUUUCAAGACGAGUUUUAUCUAAAAUCAAGAUGUACAGGAAUGAUAAUUCAUUUCAUUUUCUAUCUACUUUAAUUGCCCUUAAAAUCUUCAAAGCAUCAAAGCCUAACUUGUCAUUUAUAUACAACCCAAGCAGCUGCUGGUUAGUAACUGUAGUGAAUGUUUUGAUUUUAUUAUCCUAACCCAGAGAUAGCAAAGUAAAAUGAAUAUAAUUCUAAACCUUAACCAGGUCGAGGGUCAAACUCCAUAAAUAGGAUCUGAAUGAUCAAGAUGUAACAAAAAAAAUGUUGUUGUGAUGUCUUAUGUCCAAAUAUUUCUAAAUAUACAUAUACACCAAUCUAAAUGCAAUGGGGAAAAAACGUAAAAAAGGUUAGGAAACCCCUCAAUUAAUUACUUAAUAUUGUAAGUUUGUGCAUUUUAAAGAUAUUUUAGGGUCUAAAAUUGGGGUUAUUAAUUAUUUUCAUCAGUUUGACUGUAAAAAUGUUGGUUCAAAGUUAGCAACUUACCUGCUGUAAAUAACUUAACAUCUUGAAUUUUUAGACAGGUUUAGACAGUGUUCUUCCUGGACAAUUAAGCUAACGGCUAACCUAGCAGAAACCAAGAAACCUUAACAGCAGAGUAACUGUUCCUAAAUAGUAUUUGACGAAAACAACUGAUUAUUUUAUGCUAGAGUUGUUUUUAAAUUAUUAAAGUCUUGCUUUUGUCUCCAACGUACUAGCCAUUAGCUUUAGCCUAUCGGACAAAUUAAUCUGGAUUUAUACUAAAUUUAGGGAAUGCAAAGAUUGUUUAUAACCUGUUAACAGAAACUCACUUUCAAAAUAUAAAUAUAUGUAUAUUUUAAAGGAUGAAUAACUAAUAAGAGACAAGUCACUUUUCUUCGCCUUGCAUUUUACUGAAACCACUAAAAACCAAACUGUCACCUUCGUAUGUGUUCCACAGGAAGUGGCACAGUUGGCUUAGCUGCAAAACUCACCUACAGUGAUGUGCAUUUCUUCAGACUUAGUAAGCUCAGGAAGUGGAAAACGAAUUGUACCCUUUAAACUAACUUUGAGUCAGCAUUGAGCCUUUUUAGCUGCUUCACGAUGACAUCAUGCAAGAUGACACCUCAAGUCAGAGUCCUUUACGUAACUCCACGUCGACCAGGUUCUGGUCACAAGUCCCUCUAGCGGCUUGCAUAAGACUUCAUAGCUGUCAUUGCUUUGGGUAUAAGAGUUGGGCUUGCUACAAACCUUCGCCCACAGUCUGUCUUAAAAACCACAGACAGAACAGACACAAGCCAUUUGAUUUCAGAAAACAAACGAUUUGAAUCUUUAAGAUAAAGUUUAACUCAGCCGAGUAAUGUUAUGUGUGCCAACAAAAACAGGUUAGUAAAUCCAGAUUCCAGUAAGGGAGAUUGUGAAAAGUAAAUAUUUUUAGACACAGAGGCAUUAUUAUAAUUCAAAGAUAAGCUUUUAAGCUGCAUAAGAAGGUCUUUCUGCAAAGUCACGCCAUCCAUGAACUACCAGAAGGCGUUAAAGUCACCUGACAGUCAUCACUAUUCAAAUGAACAUUGCACUGACAUUUUAAUUUCCUGGUUUGGUGUGCUUCACUGGUGUAAAAUAAGUGCUCUGCUGUGCAGCCCUCGGUCUAUGCUGCUGCUGUCUUUCUGCGUUUCUUGAUUUCCACCUCUAUCUGAUUUCAAGGGCUAAAACACAGGAGUGUCGCAACGUUUAGAGACAUUCCAAUGGAGACAUCUAUACUGUAACGGCACUGUAACGUUAUCUUAUCGUCUUUGUUGACUGAUGUGUGACAAUAAGUACUGUAGCUGUCUGGCUUUCUGCUUGAUGUCAAACUGUUGCCUUGAUUUUUUAUUUUCAUUUUAAAAGGUAAUGCGAACAAUGGCAAGUUCAACAUUCCUGCCUUUCAUUCCCAAGUAUCCAUUUGUCUGUGUGCCAUCUUGUUGUUACUAAUCAGGAAAAAUGCCUCCACUGUGGUCAAACGUUUUCCAGAGGCAAAAGUUCAUUUGUUCAACACAAAACUACAACAGUUUAACAUGAUGCAAUCUGUAUGUAUGGUGAAUUAUUUUGUUAAUAAAGGCAAUGUUUAUAUUGGUA
Messenger RNA from Gambusia affinis (western mosquitofish), 4757 nucleotides. RefSeq names its product adenosine A2b receptor (gene adora2b). Gene Ontology annotation, biological process: G protein-coupled adenosine receptor signaling pathway; vasodilation; adenylate cyclase-activating G protein-coupled receptor signaling pathway. The record is from RefSeq and is a predicted model, not a curated record. NCBI's taxonomy places the organism in Eukaryota, Metazoa, Chordata, Actinopteri, Cyprinodontiformes, Poeciliidae. Gene Ontology annotation, cellular component: membrane. Gene Ontology annotation, molecular function: G protein-coupled adenosine receptor activity. Bases 826 to 1878 code for a protein of 350 amino acids. The transcript has 3 exons.